AUGCAGCUCACCAGCUUCAUCAUCGUGCUGCUGAUGGUCUCCGCCGUGGCUUCGGUGCUGGUGAACGCCACUGGGCCCAAGGCAGCGGACCCGUUGUCCUACACCACAGGCGGCAUCAUCGUGCUGAUCAACGCGGGCAUUGCGGCGUGGACGGAGCACAAGGCCGGCGAUGCGUUGGAAGCGUUGUCCAAGAUGACGCAGGCCGCCAUCUAUGUGAUGCGCGAUGGGAAGGAGGUGCAGGUCGCGGUGCCCACCGUGGUGUGUGGCGACGUGGUGGUGCUGGGCACGGGCGACGUGGUGCCGGCGGAUGUGCGGCUCUUUGAGGCUAAGGACUUCAAGGUGAGCGAGAUGGCGCUCACAGGAGAGCCGGACGACGUGGCCAAGACUGCCAGGGUGAAGGAAAAGAAGGAGGGCCAGCCUGAGAAGCUCACCCCGGAGACCAUGGCCUUCUCGGGCUGCAGCAUCACCAGCGGCACGGGCAUGGGCCUGGUGGUGGACACCGGGAUGAGCACCCGCAUCGGGCGCAUCGCCCAGCUGAUCAACGGGGAUGGCGGCGCGGGCAAGACGACCUGCUUCUGCUUCCCGGACACCUCAGCCAACCAGACGCCCCUGCAGCAGAACCUGAACAAGCUAGGUGCCCGGAUUGGCAUUCUGGCGAUCGUCAUUUGUGUGGGAAUCUUCAUUAUCGGCUGGGUCACCGAUCGCAAAGACCCCAGCAACCCUGAGAGCGCUGCCUGGCUCUACAUGAUCCUCGUCUCGGUGACUUUGGCCGUGGCAGCCAUCCCAGAGGGCAUCCCCCUCUGCGUGACCAUCUCUCUGUCUUUGGGCUGCAAGGAUGUCCACAAGGAGGUCCUGGUGCGGAAGCUGGCGGCGGUGGAGACCUUGGGCUCCGCCUCGGUGAUCUGCAGCGACAAGACGGGCACGCUGACCGAAGGAAAGAUGACCAUGGUGGGCAUGUACGCGGGCGGCGUCACCUACGAAGUCACGGGCAAGGGCUUCGACCCCGAGGUGGGUCAAGUGCUGCGUGAGGGUGGCGCAAACGGCGCCGGAGACAUGGGUGUGAAGAGCAACCUGUUGACGGCCAUCCUUUGCUGCAACACGACCCUCAGCAAGGAGAAGGACGAGGAUGGAGUGAUGAAGUGGAAGCCCAAGGGCAACUCCUCGGAGGCGCCGAUCGUGGUGGCGGCGCGGAAGGUGGGGCUUUCGGAGACCAUCGCCAGCGAGUACCCCCGGGUGCUGGAGGUGCCCUUCUCAUCCUCCCGGAAGAUGAUGCUCACGGUCUCCAGGGUCUCCGGCACUGAGCUCUGCAAGGGAGGCAUGCCCUUGGCCGCAGGAACCAACUACCUGACAGUGUGCAAGGGGGCGCCGAACUAUAUCAUCGACCUCUGCAGCGAGCAGCUCAAGGAGGAUGGCAGCGUGGCUAAGCUCACGGAGGAGAACAAGGCGGAGAUUCUGAAGAUCGUGGAUGGCUACUCGGCGCGGGCGCUUCGUGUGCUGGCCAUCGCGGCACGGCCCAUGAAGUCCCUUCCGUACGAUGAGAGCAACGAGGACGUCACCACGGACCAGAAGUUCGAGGCCUGCCGCAAGCAGUUGCGCCUCAUCGGCCUGGUGGCCUCCAUUGACCCUGAGCGCGACGGGGUGCCGGAGUCCGUGUUGGCCGCCCGUGGGGCGGGCAUCCGCGUGGUGAUGAUCACCGGGGACUACCUGUUGACGGCCAUCGCCAUCGCCAAGAACGUGAACAUCCUGCAGGCCUCCGAUGACGUGGAGACCUCCGCCAUGGACUGCGCGGUGCUGCGGCCCAACAACGAGUACCUCUCCGACCAGGAGAUGGACAAUGUCACGCGCUGCACCCGCGUCUUCGCGCGCGCCAAGCCGGAGGACAAGCUGGAGAUUGUGAAGAGCAUCCAACGACAAGGCCAAGUGGCCGCCAUGACUGGGGACGGAGUGAACGACGCGCCGGCGCUGAACCAGGCGGACAUCGGGGUGGCCAUGGGCAUCCAGGGCACGGAGGUGGCGAAGGGCGCCUCAGACAUGAUCCUCACGGACGAUAACUUCUGCUCCAUCGUGGCAGCGGUUGAAAAGGGCCGCGCCAUCUACGCGGGGAUCCAGAAGUUUGUGGCCUUCAUCAUGUCCGUGCACAUUGCGGAGGUUAUGCAGAUCUUCCUUUGCAUCGUGGUCGGCAUCCCGGUGAUGCGCACACCUCUGCAGAUCCUGUUCUUGAUCCUCGUCACUGAUUUGCCCCCCUCCAUCGCCCUGGGUAUGGAGCCAGGCGAGGCCAACAUCUUGAAGAUGCGCCCACGGCCUAAGGAGAGGAGCCCAUCGUGCUGA
This is a messenger RNA of Effrenium voratum, 2328 nucleotides long. Lineage: Eukaryota; Dinophyceae; Suessiales; Symbiodiniaceae. The record is from the annotation of a GenBank genome assembly.